UUCGGCGAGAGGACAACUAGAGAUUUAAGGUCCGCCCCGAAAAUCCGGGACACCUAAAAUUGCGCGCCUCCCCCUUCGACCGCUUUACACGUUUACAAAAUUCCUCUCCGAUCUCAGCCCCCACUUCCCUUCCACCCCUCAGCCCCCCGCUCGCUCUCCGCCCAGCCCCGGUUAUAUUGGGCUGCCCGACUGAGAAGGCUCCUUGGAGUGCUGCACCCCACCCCCGCUCCAGCUCCUGAUCCCCACUCCACACUCAGACGCCGACACGCACCCGGGCACAUUUUCUCCGUAAAAUUCUUUUCUGAAUCUGUGUAUAAAAAAAAGAUUUUCCGGAGGAGAUGCGCCUGCCGCCGGUGUCUGCCUUACUGAACCUCGCAGUCCUCUGUGUGUUUUGCAGCACGGGGCCCCUGGAAGAUGUAGUGAUCGACAGGUAUUACAUCCCUCCGGUGUGCCCCCGAGAGGUGACGCUAGGGGACCACGUACGAUACCACUACAAUGGCACUUUCGAGGACGGGAAAAAGUUCGACUCUAGCCAUGACCGGGGAUAUCCUUUUAGUGGACUGGUAGGCAUUGGACGAUUGAUUACUGGCAUGGACCGUGGCCUUCAGGGCAUGUGUGUGAAUGAGCGGAGGAAAAUCAUUGUGCCACCCCACCUAGCAUACGGCAGCCUGGGAGCAGGUAGUGUGAUUCCACCGGAUGCCACUCUGUACUUUGAUGUCCACAUGCUGGAUAUUUGGAAUAUCGAGGACAAGGUCCAGAUUCAUACGCUGUACAAGCCAGCAGAAUGUAAUCGCACAGUCGAAUCAUCUGACUUUGUCCGCUAUCACUACAACGGAACACUGCUGGAUGGCACCGAGUUUGACUCAAGCCACAGCAGGGGCCACACAUACGACACCUAUAUUGGACAAGACUGGAUCAUCAAGGGCAUGGAUGAGGGUCUCAUUGGCAUGUGUGUUGGGGAGAGGAGGAGCAUCAUCAUGCCGCCUUUUCUUGCCUAUGGCGAGCAGGGCUUCGGUACCAAGAUACCCCCUAAUGCCAGCCUGAUGUUUGAUGUACUGCUGGUGGAUCUUCACAACCCAAAGGAUGACAUUACCAUUGACUCAAAGAAAUCUCUAGAAUCUUGCAUACGCCAGUCUGUGGCGGGUGACUACAUGAGAUACCACUACAAUGCCACCCUGCUGGAUGGAACACCCUUCGAUUCCAGCUACUCCCGAAACCAGACGUACAACACUUACAUCGGGAUGGGCUACGUAAUUGCUGGCAUGGACAAGGCCCUACAGGGCCUUUGCAUUGGUGAUAGGAUGCGGGUUACUGUUCCUCCUCAUAUGGCCUAUGGUGAGAAUGGAGUGGACAACAUCAUUCCAGGCUCAGCCGUACUGGUGUUUGACGUCCAUGUUAUCGACUUCCACAAUCCCAAAGACAAUGUGGAGGUCACCACUACAUUCAAACCAGAGAAUUGCAAUGACACCACACAAACAGAUGACCUUGUCAGGUACCACUACAACUGCUCCAUGCUGGACGGCACGCAGCUGUUCUCCUCGCAUGACUACAAAAACCCCCAAGAAAUCAUCCUGGGAGCCAGCAAAGUUAUUGAUGGUCUGGACACUGCUCUGCAUGGCAUGUGUGCUGGUGAACGUAGGGUGGCCAUUGUCCCUCCCCAUCUUGGACAUGGAGAAAAUGGAGCACGUGGUGUCCCUGGUAGUGCCGUCCUGCGCUUUGAGCUUGAGUUGCUGGAUUUUAAGAAGGGAGUCCCAAAUGGCUAUCUGUUUGUGUGGCUGAGUGACACCCCCGAAAAUCUGUUUGAAGCGAUGGACCUGGACAAGAAUGGUGAGGUGCCUCUUGAAGAGUUCUCCACAUUUAUCAAGAAUCAGGUGGAUAAUGGGAUAGGCAGACUGAAGCCAGGAGAGGAUGCAGAAGCCAUCAUUACAGACAUGUUUGUAAACCAGGACCGUGACAAAGAUGGACGUAUCGUCGCAGAAGAACUUAAGCUGAAGACUGAUGAGGAUGCAGAAAAAGUGAGGCACGAGGAGCUGUAAACAUCAAGAAAAUGGAGACAAGGAGCUGGCGAGUUGCACACAAGUGAGUGCCGGGUGAAAACAGGGUGCUGUGCCAAAAUCAGGAGAAACAGCAAUGCACUCCAGAGAGGUUCAGGUAAAAUAAAUGAUAAAUAAAUAAAUAAAUACCUGCUUCUUUCCAAUGAAUGAAUUUUGCACUUGGUUUGACUGGGUAGCUCCUUUAAGAACAUGUUCUGUGGUUACAGGCAUCACAUUUUUUCAAGCAGUAAAUCAGAAAGACCUUUCCUUAUUUUAUAACAGACUUCAGAUAUGUGCACACUUGGAAAUUACCGUUAUGAGGAUUCUACUUUUUUUUCCAGGUUGAGCUUUUUACCAAAAUUAUAACUGGCCUACGGGUAUUAAAGUAAAUGGUGGUGGUGGGCAGGAGGGAUGGGGGCAACGGUAGUUAGAGGGGAUCAGGGAACGACUUCUCAUAGCACUGUUCACUGUUGUAAUGGUUUUUUUUUUUCAAUAGAGGAGUGGAUUGUGUAUUUCAUGUACCGUUAUAAUAAACGUACAGCCCUCUUCUGCCAAAACAUACCAACGAGGCAAGCAGUC
Erpetoichthys calabaricus (reedfish) is the source of this 2612-nucleotide messenger RNA. RefSeq names its product peptidyl-prolyl cis-trans isomerase FKBP10-like. NCBI's taxonomy places the organism in Eukaryota, Metazoa, Chordata, Cladistia, Polypteriformes, Polypteridae. The record is from RefSeq and is a predicted model, not a curated record. The transcript is spliced from 11 exons. Gene Ontology annotation, molecular function: calcium ion binding; peptidyl-prolyl cis-trans isomerase activity. The coding region runs from base 339 to 2036 and encodes 565 amino acids.